AUAACGGCGCUCGAAGCGAUUGAACACGGAGAUCACCAGGGAGUGGCUACAUUCCUGCCUUUAGUAGCUCUCUUCGAGCGUUAGGUGUCUGUUGUAAGACCUAGAAUUUAGAAUCAAUUCAUUAUGUUUACGCCCGGAGGUGGAGCUGUCUAUGCUCCGCCAAGUCCAAACCCUACUGCCCCACCGGCGUAUGGGAAUGUGCCUGGUUACGAGGGUUUCAUGGGUGGAGGGGCAGGUGGAUAUAUCCCUCCUCCUGCUCCUCUUCAUCCAGUGCCAACACCAGACGCUCAGCCAGAGCAGAUUGACUGGACCAUCCCUUCAAUCACAGAGGAAGCCGCACAGGCAGCCUUUCUGGAGUUUGCCGGCAACAACUGCUGCUGGAGCAAAGCCCCUGCCAAGGACGGAGUCAUAACCAAGAUGGAGGCAUUCAACACUUAUCGGUAUCGGCUGGAGACCUUCACUGAAUCCAGAAUCACUGAGUGGCAAACUGAAGCAUUUACAGGUCAAACUGUGGAUGUGGGCCUGCAACCAGCCCCACCUCCCUGGUCUAUUCAAGUGCAGACGCCCGCCCUGUUUAAGGACCACGAGGAGAACAUCAAAGUGCCCAACACUUCCUCUGUGAAGGGCUGCCAUAUUUGCCAGGAGACUGGAAAAACCCGGUGUGACACGUGCAGUGGCUCGGGCAAGAAACAUUGCCACAGAUGUGAUGGCAGCGGAAAGAGGUUUCAGGAAGAUUGUGAGGACUGCAAUGGAACAGGAAGAGAACAUUGUACUGAUUGCAGUGGGGACGGACUACAUAACUGUGAAACCUGUGAUGGGAGGAGGCAGGUUCUGAUGUUCAUCAACCUCAAGGUUACAUGGAAGAACAACCUGGAAGAUUAUUUGGCUCAGCAAUCUAGCGGUAUGCAGAUUGAGAACCUCACCUCAGUAUCUGGAAAGAAGCUAUUUCACGACACUCAGUACAUGGUGUACCCAGUGUUUGGCUUCCCAGAUCCCAACUUAUCUCAGGCAUCUGAGAGGAUGGUUCGGGAACACCAAAGCAAAUUCUCCCAGUCUGCACGCAUCCACCAGCAGCAACACGCAAUUGAAUUGAUUCCUAUUACCAAGGUGUCCUACAAAUGGAAAGGCGACACCCACUUUUUCUAUGUGUUUGGGAAUGAGUCGAAAGUUAGUGCGGAUGAUUACCCUGCCACUUGCUGCUGUGUCGUAAUGUAGGUUAUGGGCCAAAGCUUGUGGUCAAUGUUUCUACAAAAAGACGACUCUUGAAUAUGUAAAGGAAUAUGAUGAUAUUUGAUGCAUUGCUGUCUUGCCAUGGAGAUAUUGGUCUAUAUGGAGCAACCAUGCAAUUGUUAGAUUUGCAUGUAUCUUUAGCAAGUAAGUAAGGUUAGAGCUUUUUUUCCAAAUUGAGCCGUUUUCUUCAGUACUCUAUCAGGGUUUUAAACCCACAAUGGACUCCAGUCAAUUAACGUUAAAGUUCUGUUUAAUUUAGUCCACUUCCAUUUAAAGUCACAGGGUAAUUCAACCACUAUUGUCAUUUGUGUUUGACGUUGUCUGAAGAAAUCAUGUUGAUUAACUUGUAUAGUUAGGAUAUAGUAAUUGAUUAAUCAUCGUUAGCUUUACACGGUGUGAUAUCGAGGAUUUGUUACAAGUUGACUGUACACAGAAAACACUUUUACCUCAAACUCGCUCAGUGACCUUACCGGUUUUGGUUGUGGUGUUGCUUCCUAUGCAGCAUUUACGACAUGUUUCUUUUCCAAUUGCUGGACAAACUGACUGUUGAGGCAUUCACUCCUUAAUACUGAUAUGCUUGCAUAUAUUCAGUAAUUAAUUCAGAAAUAAUUCAGAACUCAACCUUGUGAAACAAAACAGUAAAUACCAUAUGGCUUUAUAAUUUUCAUGCCCACCACCCAAAUCAAUAAGUAGUUUUAUCACUUCGUUAUUUAGUACAUACCAGUAUACAGUAUAGUAAUCCAUAUUUUUAUAAUUUCAUGGAAUCACUUUAGUAUUAUUUGUCCAUUAUUCAGUAACAUCCUAUCUAACUUUGUAAUCAAUAGCUUUAUAGCUUCACAUGUUCAGUGAGGUUAGCUUUGUUUACUUUUCAUCACAAAAUGGGUGCUUGACCUUCUUUGCCAUCUUGAUUUUUUGUGCCUUAAUUACUCACUGCCACAUAGGAAAAGGUCUUUUAAAAAAAUCAAAUGUGCUGAAUUGUGUCACUUGAGUAGAGGAUUUAUUCUCUUCCAUGAGUGCCUAAAACCAGAUGCAGCAUCUUCUUUAUUAAGCAUUGUUAAGCAUAACUGCCAAUGAAGAAUAAGUGAACAAAACCUAUUGGAAAAGGUGUUGUUAUUUAUGAGUUUGUUAUGUGCUAUGCUUGGCUUACUGUUUCAAAGCAAAAAUCAAAGCAAAAAUCUCACAAAGCACUAAUAUUACAUAAUAUUACAUACACAAUAGCCUAUGCAUGUACUGCAACAUACAUGACCAAUAAAUCAGUUAGUAAACAACUGUUUUGAGUCGUUGUCAUGAAUUGACAUUGAUUUGGAAGGAAUUAUUUUCUUAUGUUGUGUGUCUAUUUGUAU
Messenger RNA from Sardina pilchardus (European sardine), 2573 nucleotides. RefSeq names its product protein SSUH2 homolog. Gene Ontology annotation, molecular function: heat shock protein binding. The transcript is spliced from 12 exons. The record is from RefSeq and is a predicted model, not a curated record. The coding region runs from base 124 to 1215 and encodes 363 amino acids. Lineage: Eukaryota; Metazoa; Chordata; Actinopteri; Clupeiformes; Clupeidae.